This is a messenger RNA of Myotis brandtii (Brandt's bat), 2094 nucleotides long. RefSeq names its product F-box only protein 31-like. The record is from RefSeq and is a predicted model, not a curated record. NCBI's taxonomy places the organism in Eukaryota, Metazoa, Chordata, Mammalia, Chiroptera, Vespertilionidae. Gene Ontology annotation, cellular component: cytoplasm.
AUGAGCCCAGGCAAGACUGAAGGACAGGGACAGCGGGAGUGGAGGGAUCAGGAGACCCAUGCGAAGUUGCUCCACCCAUGCAGACACAUUCUGGGAUUGUGGCAGCCAGAUAUCUGGCCCUAUGGAGGACUGCUAUAUGUAGUGGUGAACGGCUUAGGCAUUAUUGGUCAGACGUACCUGCCUCUCCAUGACCCCCAGGUGGAUAACUCAAUGCAGUUCAAGCCCGCAUUUAGAAUUCGCCUGACAGAGAGGAAACCGGCCACAGUGGAGUGCACGUACGGCCGCCAAGGGCCCCACAGCUUCCACAUGCAGAUUUGGAAGGACGGGUUCUCCACCAAGUGCAACCUGACGCACCACCACAGGAUACCUGGUUGGAGCCGAGAGGAUUUACACGCAUGGCUGCGGGAAGAAUGGGGGCAGACGCUGGAGCACAUUUUCCAGGAGGACAGGCUGCGGUUUAUCCUGAUGAAGCUCAUCUACCAUCAGAAUGACAACUGCCGGAACUACCACUGCAUCUACCUCUCCCGGAGCCUGGAGGACCUCAUCAGGCCAGGCCUCUUCAAAGGCACCCAAAAUGCCUACAGCCUAGAGGUUGUCAUGCUCAGCUUCCAUGGGAAGCAUGGCAGGGUCACGAAGAACGGUGACCACCACGUCCCUGCUGGGCAGCAGAUGAUAGAGAUCCACCUCAGGCACCGCAUCCAGCUGGCCGAUGAGAUCUUCAGCAACUUCAACAAGUACUCCCGCCUGGUCCAGGAGGUUCACGAGCAGGUGAUCCAGGAGCAGCAGCAGCAGCAAGAAGACAGCACUGAGGACGGCGAGGGCCAUGGCUGGCUGAGCCCUGCGCAGCCCAGUGUCGGGGAGUCCGGGGCUGCAGCUUUGGAGGAGCAGCCUGUCCAGUUUGUCCUGCCUGCGGGCGUGAGCUCCAGUAACCAGAACUACCCGCGAGCCUGCAGGAUGUGUUUCUAUGGUGUGGGCAUCGUUGCCCGCUCUGGCUCCACCUACCCCCAGCGCAUCCCUGGAGUCUUCAUCCUGUUUGAUGCAGACCACUUCGGCUUCAUCUGGCUGGAACCGAAUUGCCUCAGCCUGUACAGCAGAGUCCAAGUCACCUUCCAGAAUGCGGAGGCACCAGCCCCACAGGCUUUCCAGGAGAUUCUCAAGAACAUUCAGUCCCCACCCCCUGACGGCCCCUCCCUUGCCCAGGGGCAACAGUGCAAACUGCGGGUGCUGGAUUUAAGGAACAUGGGUGCCAACUUCUGGGAUAUGUGGCUUGGAGUCAGCACCGAGAAUUGCUCACCGAUGGGACCAGUGACUGUGCACAGCUCCAGCCCCAACAUGGAGCAUCCCCUGGCUCCCUUGGAGGUGUUCCUAGAUCUUAACUUCAAUGAAAGGGACCAGGAUAAGUUUUUCAUGCACAUCAUCCAAUGGGCCCAGCAGAGGGAAGGGUUGCUACACCUGUGCUGCAAGACGCUGAGGAUUUCUGAGGUGCCCUUCCAGAGAGUCAGGAGGGUCCUGGAUAGGGUGAGGCUGGACUGCAUCCAGGAGGUGAAAGUGAACUGCACCUGGGACCUGCCCACCCUGGGGACGUUUGCUCUCUACCUGGGUCAGAUGAGUAACCUGCAGAAACUCUUUUUCCUGGAAGAGUUGGCUGAGGAGGAAGAGGACGAAGAGCAGCUGGAGAUCCUGCAUCUAUUUGGCCUCAGCCUUGCGGAUUUCAGUGAGCCCCUCCGAGCUCUGCUGGAGGCAGUGGCACCCACCCUCCAGGACCUGGGUCUGGAUAAAUGUGGGAUGGCGGACUCCCAAGUCGAGGCCAUCCUGCCUGUCCUAAGCCGCUGCCACCAGCUCAGGAAGUUCGCCUUCAGACCAAUCUGUAACCUCAGGCUGAGCAGCAGUGAACUCAGGAGGAGCAGUCCAUUCACCCUGAAAUUCCUCCUUGGUCACAGCCUUUUCAGCAGCAGCCUGCUCUUCCUUUUCAAUCUCUUCAGGAUCUCUGUAGAAGUGAAGAUCGGGCAUGACUUCCCACGGGUGUUCACGGGAAAUAGUGCCACGCAUGCAGAGUACUUCCCGGGCCAGCAUCCACCACAUCAGACCCACUGA